GAUGCACUAAACUUACAUGCUUAGAGCUUCAUCGAUUGCGGCUGCCUGUGCAACUCUAGUCUAGAACUGCCGCGCAACCCAUCGUCACGACUUAAGGUUCUACUCACAACAUCAUCAAAACCACUUGGCUGCAGCGCGUUGAAAAUAUCAGUAGACUCCCAUCAUCCACAACGAGCGCAUCUCGAGUGCACCUUUUCCGAGCAGACCGAUACCGAAAACGAUCGCCACGACGCACUCUGGGCCCCUCCAGCAACUUCAAAAGCUUCAAAAUGAUGGGCGGUUGGUGGACGAGCUCGGCCAACAGCGCCCUUGAUGAGCAGAUUGACAAGGCGACUGGCAGCAGCUUAGAGGACAUCCCGCUGAACCUGGAGAUUUCUGAUGUCAUAAGAUCCAAGACGGUGCAGCCCAAGGAGGCCAUGCGCUCCUUGAAGCGCCGCAUCGGCAACAAGAACCCAAACACACAGCUCAGCGCCCUAAAUUUGACGGAUACAUGUGUUAAGAAUGGCGGCUCCCAUUUCCUCGUGGAAAUCGCUUCGCGCGAGUUCAUGGACAACCUCGUUUCGCUUCUUCACGCGGUAGGCCCAGCGGCUGUCAACCCCGAAGUGCGUGGCAAGAUCCUCGAGCUUAUCCAGUCCUGGGCUGCUGCAACUGAGAACCGCUACGAACUCAAGUACAUCGACGAGACUUAUAAGUCGCUGCAAAAAGAAGGAUACCAGUUCCCCCCAAGAGUCACCGUGGCUAGCAGCAUGAUUGACAGUAGCGCCCCUCCUGAAUGGAUCGACUCCGAUGUCUGCAUGCGGUGCCGGACGUCGUUCACUUUCACAAACCGUAAACACCACUGCCGCAACUGCGGGAACUGUUUCGACCAACAGUGCUCCACCAAUACGCUUCCUCUGCCUCACUUGGGCAUUAUGCAACCCGUCCGAGUUGAUGAUGGAUGCUAUGCGAAGCUAACAGACAAAGUAUCCAAGAGCUUAGUCGAUGGCCUCGAGCAUAUCAAACAUACUAGGACGGAGCCUUCACCGACGAGCUCUUCGUUUCCCCACAAGAACCGGAGUACGUCAGCCAUGCAGCCUCGUAAUGCGCGCGUCGAUGAUGCUUUUGAUGAGGAUCUUAAGAAGGCCCUGGCCAUGAGCCUGGAAGAGGUACAGAGCCAUUCGACGGGCCGAGGCUACGUUCCCAAUACCACCAAUGCACCUGCAAAGACCAAUGGCCACUCACCAUCAAAGGUCAAGGCUGCUGAAGAAGAGGAUGACGACCUUAAGGCCGCGAUUGCCGCGUCGCUUGCGGACAUGGAGGAGCAAAAAAAGCAGCAUGCCGCAGCUCUCAAGGAGCAAACGAGCAGUAGCCAGCCAACCUCUACCGCUACUCCGUUUGUCUUUCCCAAGAACGACUACGAACUUUCUCCCGUCGAGGCCGAGAAUAUCAAUCUCUUCGCGACUCUAGUUGAUCGCCUUCAAUCGCAGCCCCCUGGCACAAUUCUACGAGAACCGCAGAUCCAAGAGCUCUACGACUCGAUCGGUACUUUACGACCUAAAUUAGCGCGGACGUAUGGAGAGACAAUGAGCAAGCACGAUACGCUACUAGAUUUGCACGCCAAGUUGUCGACUGUGGUUCGGUACUAUGACCGCAUGUUGGAAGAGAGACUAUCGAAAACGUAUAGUCAACACAGCCUUGGCGGCUAUAAUCUCCCGCCCUCACGCCAACCUGAUGCUCCAUACCCUUCGAUGCACCCAGCUGCACCCAGCAAUUCUGGCCCAGCAGAGAGUUUCUAUACGGGAGAACAGCAGACGGAUUACAGCAGGGGGCCGCCUACGCAUAGCUAUCCACAACAACACGUACAGACACCGCAGCCGCAGUUCGUCAACUACGACAAGCGCGCAUCUAUCUCUGCGCCGCAGCCGAGUCCAUACCCUCAACAGCAUGUUCAGAGAACCGAAAGCUGGCAGAACCAAAUUCCUUCUGCACCAGCACCAUACCCCGGCCCUGGGUAUGCUCCCAGUGAACCUACACCUCAAACUAGUCACGCACCACACGCGCCGUCCCAACCACAGCUCAAUAGAGCGCCAGAGGCGGGAAGUGCGCCACCGGCAGACCCAGGUGCUGGUUUCUAUUACAACAAUACACAACAAACCACGGGCCGACAGACCCCCAGCGUAGCUGCUGAGCCUGUCGCAUCGCCGUAUCCCAACUUACAACAACAGCAGCAGCAGCAGAUGAACUACCACAGGCAAUCUGUGCCUCCGACACCUGCUUCAGUGCUGGUGCAGCCCUCCCAAACCCCACAGCAGUAUCAUGGGGCGGGCCCUGUGCCCCAGCAACAACAGGCGUAUUGGCAACAGCCCCAGCAGGAUGCUGCAGGGUCAGGCCCCCAAGCUUAUCCAUCGGCGAAUGCUGGCUACCCCGGGUUCACGCAGGAGUCAUUUCCCUCAGCUCCACAACAUGCGCCACAGCAGCCAGUUGUUGAAGAGAGUUUGAUUGACCUUUGAAGUAUGUUAAGUAGCAAGUUUGGCGUUGAAGGUCGGGUCAUCCAUGAUAGGCGCACAUCAGGGUCGCUGUUUGAAUCAACAUUGGCUCACAUCGAGAUUGGCAGUCAGUCAAUGAACUCUGUAGGCUGGUGUCCGCGGUCUUUCGUGGUGCUGAGUUGGAUUAGCGCAGACAUGGCCUUAUACCCGCCCAUGUAUCAUUCUGUGGCAGGACGAUGCCCAAUACCACAGUUAAGUAAGGGUUUGGUAGAACGACCAGCUUCACAGUUCCUCCGAGUGCUAGGAGUGUUGAGUAUCUUCUCUGUUGAAUGUGUCGGUUGUGGUAAUAUAAGUUAUGCGAGCCUUUAACCAAAUAUUGUCCAUGAGGCGUUCUACUAUUUAAGAAUUAUUGGGAA
Molecule: messenger RNA, 2881 nt
Organism: Pseudomassariella vexata
Lineage: Eukaryota; Fungi; Ascomycota; Sordariomycetes; Amphisphaeriales; Pseudomassariaceae
Product: VHS domain-containing protein
Exons: 4
Coding region: 270-2489 (739 amino acids)
Biological process (GO): protein targeting to vacuole; protein transport to vacuole involved in ubiquitin-dependent protein catabolic process via the multivesicular body sorting pathway
Cellular component (GO): ESCRT-0 complex
Molecular function (GO): ubiquitin binding; phosphatidylinositol-3-phosphate binding; metal ion binding
Source: RefSeq, a predicted model, not a curated record